AUGUGUGAAUACUGCAAUAUAACAGAAAUGCAUCGAGGCAAACAUAAAAACUCCAUUUUACUGCGGUUUACUAUUGAUCGUACACGUAACAUAAUAUUCCCACGAUUAUUAGCUUUUAUUCGUAUGGCGAUAUGUUUUGACAUUACGGUAAUGAGAAAUGAUUACAACUGCACUGAAGACAGAGUCAAAUGUGCUGACGGAUUACAAUGCAUCCUUGAAUACCGGUUUUGUGAUGGAAAUGAAGGUUGUAUAGCUAGAUCAGAUGAAGAUCCAGAAUUUUGUAGAGCAAGAGAAUGUACAAAUGAUCCAGAUAUACCUAGGACUUUUGUGAAAUGUGAUGAUGGCAUACAAUGUAUUGAUCCAUAUGAUUUAUGUGAUGGAUACGUAUACGCAGACUGCAACGACAAAUCUGACGAGGAUGAAGAUAUGUGUAAAGGUUAUAGCUGUCUUGAUAUCCAACAAAAGUGUUCUGAUGGAGUGCAAUGUAUCUUUGAUAGCAUGAUGUGUAACGGACAUACCGAUUGUAAUGAUGCAUCAGAUGAAGAUCCAGAAUUUUGCAAAGGUAAUACUUUUGAUCUUCAUUGA
Mytilus trossulus (common blue mussel) is the source of this 585-nucleotide messenger RNA. RefSeq names its product very low-density lipoprotein receptor-like. The transcript is spliced from 4 exons. The record is from RefSeq and is a predicted model, not a curated record. Lineage: Eukaryota; Metazoa; Mollusca; Bivalvia; Mytilida; Mytilidae. Bases 1 to 585 code for a protein of 194 amino acids. Gene Ontology annotation, molecular function: protein binding.